AUGUCGAGCAAACCAGAUAAUCUCGACCCCUCCGAGCUCGGCACAAAAGAAUACUGGGACAAGCUCUACACCGCCGAACUCACAAACCACGCCGCCAACCCCUCCGACACGGGCACAAACUGGUUCGACGACUCCGACGCCGAGGGCCGCAUCGUGGCGUUCCUCGACGCGCUGACCGAGGACGACCAGGAGAUUCUCGCGCGGCCGCUGUCCAAGGAAGGUGCUGCGGUGCUGGAUCUCGGGUGCGGCAAUGGCGAGCUGUUGUUUGCGCUGAGGGACGAUGGGUGGGAGGGGGGGAUGUUGGGGGUGGAUUAUAGUGCGCAGAGCGUUGCGCUGGCGAGGAGGAUUGGGGAGACGAGGGAUGCUGCUGAAGAAGAAGAAGAAGAAGGAAAAGAAGCAGAGACGGCAAAGACUCCGUCGGUCAACUUCCUCGAAUGGGAUCUCCUCUCCGGCCCGCUCUCCCUCGACGACGCCGCCUCCCCGCUGUCCUUUGCGCCGUCGUCAGGAGCCCUCUUCGACGUCAUCCUCGACAAGGGCACCUUUGACGCAAUCAGCCUCUCCGCAUCCUCCGACGUGCGACCCUGCGAAACGUAUCGCCAGCGGCUCCUCCAGCUGCUCAGUCCCAACGGCGGAAUCUUCCUCGUGACGAGCUGCAACUGGACCGAGCCGGAGCUGCGGAGCUGGUUCGAGGAGGAUGACGAUGGGCAGCUGCGUGUUGUGGGCAGGGUUGAGUAUCCGACGUUUACGUUUGGCGGGGUCAAGGGGCAGACGAUUACGACUCUUUGCUUUAGGAGGGGCUGA
Molecule: messenger RNA, 801 nt
Organism: Trichoderma virens Gv29-8
Lineage: Eukaryota; Fungi; Ascomycota; Sordariomycetes; Hypocreales; Hypocreaceae
Exons: 2
Coding region: 1-801 (266 amino acids)
Biological process (GO): peptidyl-lysine monomethylation; peptidyl-lysine dimethylation
Cellular component (GO): cytoplasm
Molecular function (GO): protein-lysine N-methyltransferase activity
Source: RefSeq, a predicted model, not a curated record